AUGCAGGCGCGGCGUCUAGCCAAGCGCUCCAGCCUGGGCAGCCGCCGGGGGGGCGCCACGCUGCAGGCGCCCGGACCCGCGCCCGCCAAGGAAGGCACCUUGCCCGGGCUCCCGCCCCUCGGCCCGGGCCCGGCCCCGGCCCCGGCCCCAGAGAGCUGGAGGCCGCCGCUGCCGCCGCCGCCGCGCAGCGCCGGGACCGGCCCCCCUCGGGCCGCCGGGGCCGCCGGGGCCGCCGCCGCCUCGUCGCCCGUGCUGCUGCUUCUGGGGGAGGAAGACGAGGACGAGGAAGGCGGGAGCAGGCGGCGGAGGGGGCUCGGGCGGGUGGAGGAGAAGCCCCGAGGGGGCGCGGAGGAGGAGGAUGACGACGAGGAAGACGAGGACGAGGAGGUGGUCGUCGAGGUGGUGGACGGCGACGAAGACGAGGAGGACAGCGAGGAGCGCUUCCUGCCCCUCGGCCCCGGCCGCGCGGUCCUCAAGGGCCCGGCCCGGGGCGCGUUGAAGGUGGGAAGCAUCAAGCGGGAAAUGACCUUCACAUUUCAACCAGAGGACUUAAAACGUGACUCUAAUAAAAAAAUGUCUCAUCAACACUUGUUUCCAUUGGCCAUGGAGGAAGAUGUGAAAACGGCAGACACCAAAAAAGCCAACCGAGUCCUUGACCAAGAAAAAGAAAACACACGCUCCAUCUGUCUCCUUGAGCAAAAACGAAAAGUUGUUUCUUCCAAUAUUGAUGUUCCUCCAGCAAGGAAAUCUUCAGAGGAACUGGACAUGGACAAGGUGACAGCAGCAAUGGUACUAACCAGCUUGUCCACCAGCCCUUUGGUUCGAAGCCCUCCUGUGCGGCCAAAUGAGGGCCUCAGCGGAUCCUGGAAGGAGGGAGGAGGCGUGCCUUCCAGCAGCAGCAGCAGCGGCUACUGGAGCUGGAGCGCCCCCAGCGACCAGUCCAACCCGUCCACGCCGUCGCCGCCGCUGUCGGCCGACAGCUUCAAGCCCUUCCGCAGCCCCGCGCCGCAGCCGCAACCGCAGCCCGACGAUGGCAUCGACGAGGCGGAGGCCAGCAACCUGCUCUUCGACGAGCCCAUUCCCAGGAAAAGAAAGAAUUCUAUGAAGGUGAUGUUCAAAUGCCUCUGGAAAAACUGUGGGAAAGUGCUGAGCACCGCAGCAGGUAUCCAGAAACACAUAAGGACCAUUCAUCUUGGACGUGUUGGGGACUCCGACUACAGUGAUGGAGAAGAGGACUUCUACUACACUGAGAUCAAGCUCAACACAGACUCCGUGGCAGAUGGACUGAGCAGCCUGGCCCCGGUCUCACCUUCUCAGUCCCUGGCUUCACCGCCUACUUUCCCCAUCCCAGAUUCAAGCCGAACAGAAGCUCCUUGUGCCAAAACUGAGACGAAAUUGAUGACGCCCUUGAGCCGCUCAGCUCCCACCACCCUCUACCUCGUGCACACCGACCAUGCUUACCAGGCCACACCCCCUGUGACCAUUCCAGGGUCGGCCAAGUUCACCCCCAACGGCAGCAGCUUCAGCAUUUCUUGGCAGUCUCCUCCAGUUACCUUCACAGGCAUUCCAGUGUCACCAACGCAUAAUCGUCCAGUGGGCACGGGAGAGCAGAGACAGCACACACACACCGUCUUGUCCUCGCCACCCAGAGGGACGGUCAGCCUGAGAAAGCCCAGGGGAGAAGGCAAGAAGUGCCGGAAGGUAUACGGCAUGGAGAACCGAGACAUGUGGUGCACGGCCUGCCGCUGGAAGAAAGCCUGCCAGAGGUUCACGGACUGAGGAGAGAGGCUCACCAAGCGGGCGGCCCAGGGCCCUGCUGCCCUCGCCUUCCACUGCGGGUUUGGGAAAGCACUUUUGCUUCUGAACAAAAUACACUUGAAGCCCAGGAAAAGCACUUCCAGGAAACUUGGUGGAAUUACAGCAAAAAAAUAAGGUCACCACCCUCCACUGCUCCUGCUGAGAAUCCAGCCUGGAGCGGCUGUAACUGUUUUUUUUUCCUUGAAAAGAAAAGUCAGCUUUUUUUUGCUGUAUGCCUAGGUCUGCAAACUGUGGACUUCCAUAGCAAUGGAACCAACAAAGCCCCUUUCACCUAGAAAGGAGGCAUAUUUUGAUAAGCUUUCUGAAUAAUGCCAUUUCUGAGAUUUUUUGACAUCGUAAAAAAAAAAAAAGCGACGCGUUAUUCAGUAGCAUUUGUACAGAGAACAACACUUGCUUUCAUCGUGAAUACUAUUUUCCCUGUUUUCCAUUUGACUUCCUGGAGCAGUGCACAUCAUGAUGUGUUGCCGGAAAGUGCAGCACUCUGGGUAUCUCUUCUAUGUCUUGUUUGUUUGUUGUGUUUGCAAGAAUGGCCCCAGACGGAACCGUGGCUUGGAGGGUCCCAGAUGGCAUAAACCCGAAAGGAGAUCACCAGCAGACCUCAGACCCUGAAGCUGAGUUCAGGACAUCCCGCUGUAACGUUGGGAACAUCUAGGAGUCUUCCUCAGAUUUCUAAGAAGCCCUUCCUCCGAGAGGUGGCUCGGCUCAUUCUCUACCUGUCACAGCUCGAUCAACGACUGGCACAGGUAGCCACCUGGGUAAGCCUCGAUGCUUCUUUCAGGGAUGCAACGCGAGCCGCAGCACAGAUCCGUUUGUCACUGCUUGUGUGACAGUGCUGUUGCCAGGUUAGUGGGUUGUCGGGCCGUCCCUCAAAACCCCACCAGUGGCUGGUUUCAGAACAGGUAGAGAAUUCCGACUAUCCCAGCAGGUUUGCUGUAGACAGCGGAGUACAGCCUAACACAUCCCCCUCUGUUCAGAAAGACAUGUGAAGUCAGCAAACCGACAUCCAUUCUGAGUGCACUUUCACAGGUUUUAUGCUUUAGCAUGUCUGGGAGAUGGGUUGAUGGACAAUACAGAUGUGAUCUGAGUACAUGGAAGGUCCAAAACUUUGUUUUUCUUAUUCAAAUACUGGCACUGUUCGCUUAGAAUUUGCUCAGAGGGGAACGUACAGAACACCAAAAGGAAAAUGCAUGUGGGUAUAGGAAUCUCUCAAUUUAGUAGGACCAGGGCUUGCACUGUGUUGCAUUUAGCAGGUUUCCUAGCCUAGUAUGUUUGUUUGUUUGUUUUGGUGGUAGUGGUGCGGGGGAGGGAGUAGUUGUCACGUUCUAUAUGUACGCUCAUUGUCUGUCUGUCCCACUCUCGAUUGCCCUGCUAAAGAGUUACUUCUCCUAUACCUAUGCAAAGGAUUAAGAGCACCUUAUAGGAUGCACUGUGUCAGGAUGGGGAGCCGACGAUCAGCCAUAGGAAUGUUCAGUGAAAUUGCACAGAGGAGAGGUUAAUAUAUGUUUAGAAAUUGUACAUACACGUUUGUUUUAGAGUUGAAAGAAGUCAGUUAGGAAUAGCAGAAAUCCUUUUCCUUUUAGAAGCAAGGGAAAUAGAAGGAGGUUUCACAGUGUAAUAGCCACAACCUAUACAUUCAUAGAUUUUGGCAAUUUUAUUUUGUAAGCUUUCAUGUGACUUUUUAAAUAUUAUUCCUCAAAAGAGAUCCGGUUUUCCUCCUUCAUUUAUUUUUCUCUUAAAAACAUGUAUUUCAAGAGAGCAGGAAAAGAGCUUCCUUUACCUUCAUGGGUAAUUGAAAAUCAUGUUUAAUUUCAUGAUUUCCAAUCAAUAGUAGCCACAGCACCAGCUAUAAUGUGUGUUUUAGUAUUUAUGAGGUCAGCCAGGAAAGGGCAUAUUUUUUUAAGGGCAGAAGUGUAUUCGUAUCCUCAACCCCAGCAUGUCUUUUCUCCUCCCUGGAGUCCUCUUGCUUCCCUGCAGGCACCCUCUGCUGUGCCAUGAUGCUCCCUCUGGCCUGGUCCGGGAGGCUUGAGCUGUGGGUGGAUUGCCCCGUGGCCACAAUGAGUCCAGAGCCGGUGAACCACUCGAGCAUGUUCUCCGUGUACUGAAAUGAUGGCUGGGAUGCAAUCCUAGAGCAGAGGUUUUUCUCUUCGGCAAAUCUCCCUGGCUCUUGAUCCUUGGAUUAAUUAAGUCCUUCAUCAAAAACAAUUACAGUGAUGAGGGGCUAAAUCCAUCCUCCCCACCUCCCAGAACUUUGGGACACAGGGAAGGAGAGGUCUUUGUCCUGGAGGGAGGUUUUGUGGCUGCGCCCUAGAGAUGCAGCACAUGAUUCGUUCUGAGCUCUGGCCUGGAGGAGCCAUGCUCAGUCCUUACCUGGGUUUUUGCCAAUGCACAGGUAUAAGCAGAAGCGUACAGCUGAAUGCAUCUUCCCUGGGAUUUCUUGUCCUUUCUAAAGGCUUCUCUACACAUACUCUUCUGCAUCCCCAGUCACGCGGGGACUCCUUUCUGCCUACUGGCCCCGGUCUCUGGGUACUUUCUUCUCUGGCACAGGUGUGCACAGACCGUCAGUCCCUUCCUGCACACACAGACAUCCAUUUUUGGUACCAAGGCAUGUAAUAACUGGAGAACCAUCAAAAUUACCUGGCUGGCCUUGGAAAAAAAGUGACUAACUUCUUUGCAAGCCACCCAGAAAGCUACGAAUUGCAAUAUACAGCACUGAUUGUAAAAGCCAAAAUUACAGGAAAAAAAAAAGACAUACAGCCAUUUUGUUAUAUUUUGGGACUAAAUUAAGUGCCAAAUUAAGCCCGACAUUCGUUUUAUGCCAUCCCUGUGGUACCACGUUCUUUUAUGUCUUCAUUUGGCAGGGGGAGGCAGGGGGUGGGUGCAAAGGGCAGUCCCAUAGCAUGCUGGCUGGUUAACCAGAGCUCCGUCCAUCCCACGGAUCUCAGAGACUUGUCUGUUCAAAAGGAAUGGCCAUACUAUGGAUUCUGGACCCAAAGUAUUUCUAAAUAAGGCGUGCUCUAGCCUUCUGACCUUUUCUCUCCCUUGAUACUUCUUCCUUCAGAAAAUAGUUCUCAUCUCUAAGAAGGCAUUUCAUAAUAAUGGACAGGCAUUCUUCAGGUAGCUGCAAAGCAAAGAGAGUUCAUCAUCCAGGAGUAGUUUUAAGCCUUAGUCCUUCCCAGAGGACGUGCACCCAAUUUAUGGGCAGCAGUGUGACAAGCUGGAGAAGACACCCAGGUAGCAAGUGGGUGGAUUGGAGGCCAGAGAGGAGAGACAAGAGGUCCAUGGACAUCUGGCUCCCACUCACCUUGUUAAUGCUGAUCGGCCAGUGGUGACUGUCCCUGGACACCUCGGAGGGAGCUGUCAUGUCGUCCCUCCAGGAGCAGCUGCCACUCCCGUGCACGUCUCUAGUGGGCACGGACCUCCCUCCACCUUACUUGCCGGAAAGUUUCCUCUCCUGGUUGGUAAAAGCCAGGGUCAGGAAGAAGGCAGUGGGUUUCUGAACGGGUGCGGGCUCCGCGGUGAAGUGCCUGUCAGCAGCUCCGUGCACCGGGGUGCCCUUUAUUAGGUGAUUCCCUGUCCAGUCACAACUGUGUUGCAGAUGAACACUUUCAGUAGAGAACGAUGGGUGUUGCAGUUCCUGGGCUUUCCAAAAUCUUCUUAAAGAAAUAGUCACACGAAUGGUGCAAAAGAUUUCUGAGACCGAAAUGCCUCGAUCCCAUGUCAAGAUUGUCUGCGUUUAAGUCGGCUGCCUGCGGUGUCACACCAAGCCACGCUUUUGAAAGCCGCCCUGGGUUCCAUAGUAGCCAGCACGGCUGACCUGAGUCCUCCUUCAUCCGGCUUCACCGGAAAACAAAAGAGCAGCAUUCACUUGCGAAUGUUUAGAGGCAGGUGGCAAGAACUGUACGUAUAGGAGAGGAUACCUUGAGAAUAGUAGCAAAAUACUGUAAAUAAUAUUCAUUUCCUCAGGGAAAAUUAAAGGGUAUGUGAAAGAUAGAUCUGGAAGAUCCUAAGACUAGAAAGACUUUUAUUAUCUCUAGAGUCUUUCCCAGUCAGAACAGUUUGGGUGGUAUUUUUGUUUUUAACGAACAUGAUAAUUAUUUCAAGACAAAUUUACAUGAAGUGGACGAUGUCAACUUUUUGAGGAGCAGUGCUCUAUGGAAACGAGCGGUUUCUUUGUAGCUGACCUGCAGUCUAAGGCUGACAUUUGAACCACAGGCACAGUCCCUGGUGGGUAUUCACAGACUGGUGUAAGGCUUUUUCUGAAUGUAAUUGUGAGUCCGAAGCCUCGGUGUUCCUUUUCAUAAUCACCCGGUUGAUGACUGUACACAGAAUUCUGUAGGCGAAGGUGUUAAAGACGUGCACUUUGCAUUAAUAGCAUGUUAAGGAGCAAACUUCCAUGGACUUUUGCGGACAAGGUGCUGCUUUCUCUCAUGACCCUGUAGAAUUUCUAUUGACCACAUCAACUGUAGCAUUGACCUGUAUGAAGACAGGGAAGGAUUUGUGCAUACAAAUGAAUGGAAACAGAGCCAAAUUCAUGAAUAUGGAUGAGGCUGUGGAUCAUUUUGGAGAAGACGCUGGGUACAUGGGUCAACUGGAAAUUUCAUUUCUCUAAGAAAAUAACCCUACCAGCGGCACAUACACUCUCCCUGUUCCUCAUACCUGUGGGGAUUCCUCUCUACUGGAACUGUUCCGUUGUGUCUUUUUGCAUUGUAACUUGUCAAAGCAGAAGUUGGUAAAUAAAAUGAGAUUAGCACUUUUAGGUACCAAUUGUAUCACUAUGUAAUGCACACCAAUAGAGCAAGGAAGUAUAAACUGCAUUUAAGACAGACUGGUUUGCUUAUUGUGAGUGACUCUGAAAAAGCCCAUACCCAAUGAUAUACAUGCUUUAAAAGGUGUACCUAUCAUAGGACCAGAAAUCAAAGUGGCAAUCUUACUUCUGGUCCUGUUUUGUAAAUAGUUUUUUUUUUUUUUUUUUU
This is a messenger RNA of Lynx canadensis (Canada lynx), 6791 nucleotides long. It is a transcript of the gene ZNF704, whose product is annotated as zinc finger protein 704. The record is from RefSeq and is a predicted model, not a curated record. The transcript has 9 exons. Gene Ontology annotation, cellular component: nucleus. Gene Ontology annotation, biological process: regulation of transcription by RNA polymerase II. NCBI's taxonomy places the organism in Eukaryota, Metazoa, Chordata, Mammalia, Carnivora, Felidae. Bases 1 to 1779 code for a protein of 592 amino acids. Gene Ontology annotation, molecular function: DNA-binding transcription factor activity; RNA polymerase II cis-regulatory region sequence-specific DNA binding.